AUUAUAAAACGAUAAAAUACAAUUCUGCCUUAUAUAUAUAUACUUUAUUUUAGUAUAAUCAAUUUCGAUCAUAUUAAUUAAAUAAUGGGUAAAUAAUGGGAAUAUAAUUCUUCGAACAUUUUCCAAAUUCUUACGUUAAUAGGAUAUCAACUUGUGAUAGGUGGAAUAUCGAUAUCGAAUUUGCCAAAGAGUUUUUAGAUGAAAUCACAAAUGAGAUAUUUAGUUCCUUCCAACUUGUCCAUUCCUCCCAUAAAUUUCAUGCAUAACGCUUCUAUGAAUGAUCCUAAUAAUUAUGAUAAUGAAUCAAUCGAUAUAAAAAACUUACACCUAUCCGUAUCCAAUCUUAUGCUAAUCUUCAUAGUUGUAUAUAUGGCAAUAUUCAUUGUGGGUCUGUGCGGAAAUAUUUCCGUGAUAUACAUAAUUUUCAAAUUCCCCAAAAUGAAAACCGUAACCAACCUUUAUAUUCUUAAUCUAGCCGUCGCCGAUAUAAUGUUUUUGAUAGGAAUACCUUUUUUGGUUAGCAACAUAGCUCUCAAUAGUUGGCCAUUCGGGUAUUUUAUGUGCAAGGUGUAUUGGAUAACAGCUAUCGUGAACCAAUUUGUUAGCAGUGUAUUUUACAUGGUAUUAUCCGGGGAUAGAUUCGUGGCCGUUUAUUUAGCUCUUACGGCUGCAAGAAAAUACAGAAAACCAUUUAUAGCUAAGGUUGUUUGUGCGGGAGUUUGGGCAUUCUCGACCUUAGUGAUGAUUCCCAUAAUAAAAUAUUCCAGGGCUGUGGCAACCAACAAAAGUCCGUACACGGGGCAAUAUCUUUAUAGUUGUCAAGUUAUCUGGCCCGAACCAGGAUCAGUCAAAUUACUUACCAAGUUCGACGCGAACAAGGCGUUCACUCUUUAUUCCUUUCUGUUUGGAUAUGGGAUUCCGGUAUUAUUAACUAAUGUGUUUUAUUUUUUUGUGCUCGUUAAACUUAAAUCGAUAGGACCAGAGGUUAAGAAAGCACAAAACAUUAGUAAUCCUAUAUAUGGUACUGUAUCAAACAUUAUACGAGGUAUGAGAAAUCAUGUUUUUACAGGAGUACAACACAAAAAUAGUACAUAUGGAUCGGGGCCUGACAAUAUUAAUAAUCGGGAUUGCUUAAGUAGAUUCCGAAAUAAAAAGGAUAAAAUUCCAUCAUCCAAUCUAACAGAGGAGUGUUACAUAAAAGAACCCUCAUACAUAACAUCUCUCUUGCCUUCGUCUAUGAAGGAAAAUUACGAAAUAUCCACAUUUAAGAAUACAUCUAACGUUUAUUCGAAAAAGAGUGAUAAUUUCUCAAAUAAGGACGGCAAAAGGAAUUUUAGUAGCGGUAAUCCACCAGCUGGAAAUUCAUAUGAAAAACGAAAAAAACGUAAUAUUAGAAGGGUGACCUCUAUGGUAUUGACUAUCAUAACAGUAUAUGUGUGUUGCUGGACACCUUAUUGGGUCAUGCAAUUACUUAUAGGUUUCAAUAAUUCUAUUCCACCUUUCUACGUUUCGAUGUUUAUUUAUUUUUUAGCCUAUGCCAAUUCCUGUGUUAAUCCCAUUCUCUAUGCCUUUUUGAGCCCUAAUUUUAAGACGGGCUUCAUCCAAACCUUCAAUAUUCCCUGUUUUCGCAAUCGAUUUCUUAGAAAGCAUACCGUUCAUAAGCUAGAUUUGAAAGGUCCACUAAUGGAAUCAAUGUUAGAUACUCAUUCCAAAUACGGAGAGCAAGACAUUAAUAUUCGUAAUAAUUCAUUGAUAAAAACAAAUGUAAUAGACAAUAAUGAGAAAUACGAUAUUAAUAAACUUUGCCCUAACAAAGCCUUUUAUACCAAAGAUAAAAAAAUAAAAAAUUCUAUUAAAAAGCCUAAAACCCAGUUUCAAAUUGAUGACGAGGCAUCCAUAAUGGAUACUAGUUGUUAUUAACACAUUUGAAAUACAUAUUUUUUAAAUUUACCAAAGAAUUAAAAUAUUGUAUAUAAAGUGAAACUGCUAAAUCAAAUUUACUAACAAUAUUCUCCAUCUUGUUGUCUUAUCAUAAAUAAUUAAAUUUUAAUAUUAUAUAAUUUGGAUGGUAUUUGAAAUUUUAGUGUUUAUAUAAAAAACCAAAUCAUUGUGAUUAUUGUCUAAUAUAAUAUAAAUUAUUUAUUAAACAUUUUUUUUGUGUAUUAUAAUAUAAAAUUUUUUUACUGAAUAUUAUGGAAAACCAAAUGACAACAAAAAAUUUAAAAAUUAAAAUUAUUAUUGUAUUAUCCAUUGACAUGACAAAUAAUUAUUUUUUUAUUGAUCU
Molecule: messenger RNA, 2284 nt
Organism: Gordionus sp. m RMFG-2023
Lineage: Eukaryota; Metazoa; Nematomorpha; Gordioida; Chordodea; Parachordodidae
Product: somatostatin receptor type 2-like
Exons: 2
Coding region: 199-1920 (573 amino acids)
Biological process (GO): G protein-coupled receptor signaling pathway
Cellular component (GO): plasma membrane; neuron projection
Molecular function (GO): neuropeptide Y receptor activity; peptide binding
Source: RefSeq, a predicted model, not a curated record